Pyrgilauda ruficollis (rufous-necked snowfinch) is the source of this 2392-nucleotide messenger RNA. Its product is annotated as glycerol-3-phosphate acyltransferase 3-like. Gene Ontology annotation, molecular function: glycerol-3-phosphate O-acyltransferase activity. The transcript is spliced from 12 exons. Lineage: Eukaryota; Metazoa; Chordata; Aves; Passeriformes; Passeridae. The record is from RefSeq and is a predicted model, not a curated record. The coding region runs from base 387 to 1649 and encodes 420 amino acids. Gene Ontology annotation, biological process: triglyceride biosynthetic process. Gene Ontology annotation, cellular component: endoplasmic reticulum.
AAAAGAUAUACGCCAAUAUAGUAAUAUACAGUAAUAUACAGUAAUUUCUCAAUUGCAUAUCUAUUAGCCCAUGAUUCCUAUUAUUAUUACCCUUAAAUUAUCUUUCAAAUAUUUCUGGAAAUUAUAAAGGUGAACAUGGUUUGGGUUUUGUUAGGGUUAUUCUUUCACACAUGCUUGUAAACUUUUAUUUGUAAAUAAUGUCUUUUCUCUGAGCUUUGUCCAUCCUGGGGUUUGUUGGAGAUGAGGAUAGUAGCAAAGCUGUUCCAAGAAUGUUACUCCAGUGACUGCAAAAGAAAAUGCAUUUGCUAGGAUGAAAUCUAUGCUCUCAAACCCCUGUGAAGAGUCAAAGGAACGCAUUAAACAGCUGCAGCACUAUUGGCCAAGAAAUGUUCUGGAGUUCUACAAGAUCUGAACUUCUGUAUGAAGCAUUGUUGCUUCUAGAGAAAAUCAGCCAGCUAAAAAUUUGGGCCACCCUGCAGAUUGAGGAGGGAGUAAAAAAGCAGAAGGCGAUGGCACUUGAAAAUUUAAUCUCCACUGGGAUCAUCCAGAGAGAUGAGACUCCCAUGGAAAAGGAGGUUGUUGGCUGGUGCCGAGGAUGUUUCGGCCUUGCUGAUGUCAUGUACUUCUCCAAGAAGGGCUGUGAGGCAGUUGCAGAAGAUGAAGUCACUCACCGGUUCUCCUCUGAGGAGCUGCUGUCCUGGAAUCUCCUCAGCAGAACCAAUGCCAACCUGCACCAUGUCAGCUGGAAACUGGCUGCUGUGUGGGUCACUGGCAUCCUCAUUCGGUAUUGCCUCCUGCUGCCUUUCCGCAUCUGCUUGUCUGUUUUCAGCAUUCUGUUGCUGGUGUUGGCCACUACUGUAGUAGGACGGUUUCCAAAUGGCAGAGUUAAAGGCUGGCUGAGCAACCAGGUCCAGAUGAUAUGUGCCACCUUAGGUGUCCGAUGUCUGAGUGGCCUUGUUCAUUUCCAUAACAGGGAAAACAAACCACAGGAAGGAGGUAUCUGUGUAGCCAACCACACAUCUCCAUUGGAUGUCCUAAUCCUGGCCAGUGAUGGAUGUUAUUCCUUGGUUGGCCAGGUACAUGGAGGGCUUAUGGGACUUAUUCAAAAAUCCUGCAUGCAAACCUCUCAGCAUGUCUUGUUUGAACGCUCAGAAAUGAAAGACCGUCACCUGGUGAGGAAAAAAAUUAGAGAACACAUUGCAGAUAAGGCCAAGUUACCAAUUUUAAUUUUCCCAGAAGGCACCUGCAUUAACAACACGUCGGUAAUGAUGUUUAAGAAGGGAAGCUUUGAGGUAGGAGGAACCAUCCAUCCAGUAGCAAUCAAGUAUGACCCUCGCUUUGGAGAUGCCUUCUGGAACAGCACAAAGCAUUCCAUGAUGACCUAUGCUUUUAAUGUGUUAACCAGCUGGGCUAUUGUCUGCAAUGUGUGGUACCUGCCCCCGAUGGUCAAAGAGGAAGAAGAAGAUGCUGUUCACUUUGCUAACAGAGUCAAGGCUGUCAUCGCUGCUCGAGCAGGAAUGUCUGUGCUUCCAUGGGAUGGGGGACUGAAAAGGAAAAAGGUCAAAGAGUCUUUCAAGGAAGAGCAACAGAAAAAAUAUUGCCAGAUAGUAAUAGAAAAUGGAUCUGUGGGAAACAGAAAUGUUUGUUAAAUGCUAUUUAUUUUAUCUCAUUUUUCCAUUACUUAUCUCUACCAGAAAAUAGAGUAGCUUUAUAUUAAACCCAACAUGUUUUCCUUCUCUCCCCAUAAGAUAUUUUGCACGUGACACAGCAGGAAAACAAUAAAGAAAUAUCCUUAUUUAAAGCAAAGUAAUAUAAUUUUAUAAAUAGGGAAACAUAAAAUAUGCUAAUAAAAUUCUCCCUGAUGAUGAGAAGAAUCUACAGUAAAAUUAAUUAUGUUCAUUAAAGUACGACUUCAAAAUAUUUGCAAUACCUUGAGGACUUAAAUGGUUACUUAUAAUAAAUCAUGUCUGUACUGCUAGACUCUCUCAGCGACUUAGACUAGCAAUACGCCUGUGAGCCACUGUAACCAUGUUGCUCUAGAGACAGAUCUCCUGAUGUCACAAGACAUGAAGCAUUUCACCAAAGUAUGUUUUCUGAACUGCAUGUUGGGGAGGAAGUGUUAUAUGUCAGAGGGAAAAAGCAGAUGCUGACUUUCUCCUCCAUGUCACAAGACCAGGGAUGGCAUUGUAGAACAUCUGCUAUGACAAAGAGCAGAACAGUGUCCAGGGCAUCAUGUCCCUGAUGUCUGGGUGUGUGAAGCUGAGAUAAAUUAAUCACAGCCAAGGACAGUGUCAUAGAAAAUAUCCAGUGUUUUGAAAUCAUGUUUUGUGGUUUUGUUAGAUCCCUUUUUGUGUCUGUAUGCAUUACACAAAUUAAAGAAAGCCUAUGAUGU